This is a messenger RNA of Lactuca virosa, 966 nucleotides long. Lineage: Eukaryota; Viridiplantae; Streptophyta; Magnoliopsida; Asterales; Asteraceae. The record is from the annotation of a GenBank genome assembly.
AUGAAGAACAUGAUAAUAGUCAUGUUUAUAAUAUUUGGUAUUUCAGAAGCACGACUGAAAGUAGGGUUCCACAGAAAAACAUGCCCAGACGCCGAGUCCAUUGUUGGUGGGUUUGUAAGGGAUGCAGCUCAGUUUAACCCACAGAUUCCUGCUUUCAUGCUCAGGCUUCACUUUCAUGACUGCUUUGUUCAGGGUUGUGAUGGGUCAAUUCUAAUAGAUAAUGGACCAAUUUCAGAAAAGCUAGCAGUAGGGCACCAAGGAGUGAAGGGUUUUGAUGUGAUAGAGAAUGCAAAAGCUCAGUUGGAGUUUGUUUGCCCUGGUGUUGUUUCUUGCGCCGAUAUUGUUGCCAUAGCUGCUAGAGAUGCUGUUGCUUUUACUUUUGGUCCAAUUUAUGAAGUUGAAACCGGCAGGAAAGAUGGGUUUGUUUCCAAUAUCUCAUUGGCUGACAAUAUGCCUGAUUUCAGAGACUCAAUUCAUCUUCUCAAAAAGAAGUUCUUUGACAAAGGUCUCACUGAGAAAGACCUCGUGGUUCUCACUGAUUCGAUGGGUGCACAUACUAUUGGUACAACCGCAUGCUUCUUCCUUAUGGACCGACUCUACAACUUCGUGCCUGGUGGGGGUCCGGAUCCAAGUAUAAAUCCGGAUUUCCUACCUGAACUUAUGGAAACUUGCCCACCGGAGGGAGACAUAAACUUUAGGUUACCGAUUGAUCAUGAUAGUGGAGAGAAUUUUGACAAUGGGAUCCUACAAAACAUUAGGAGCGGCUUUGCAGUGCUACAAUCAGAUUCAAAGCUCUUGGAUGAUCCAGAGACCAAGCAAAUAUUGGAUUCGUACUUCGGGUCUACUAACCAAUCGUCUUUUGAAGCAGAUUUUGUGACGUCCAUGGUGAAAAUGGGUCGUGUUGGAGUUAAGACCAGUUCAAAAAGAGGAGAAAUUAGACGUGUGUGUAACACGUUUAAUGAUUAA